Molecule: messenger RNA, 606 nt
Organism: Aethina tumida (small hive beetle)
Lineage: Eukaryota; Metazoa; Arthropoda; Insecta; Coleoptera; Nitidulidae
Gene: RpL27
Product: 60S ribosomal protein L27
Exons: 3
Coding region: 131-538 (135 amino acids)
Biological process (GO): translation
Cellular component (GO): cytosolic large ribosomal subunit; ribosome
Molecular function (GO): structural constituent of ribosome
Source: RefSeq, a predicted model, not a curated record
UGUAUCAUAUUUUCACUAUACAUUAUUUUAAAUCGUUCGAAUUUCGCGGGAUAAUUGUGUUUACGUAGCGCGCCAACUAGCGGCUCUUUCUUCAGUCUUUCAGUUUAGGUAGCAAAUAAAACCCGCUAAAAUGGGUAAGAUUAUGAAACAAAACAAAGUCGUGUUGGUCCUUGGGGGCCGAUACGCCGGCAGGAAAGCCGUAAUCAUCAAAAACUUUGACGACGGCACCUCCGACAAACAAUACGGACACGCUCUUGUAGCUGGCAUUGACAGGUACCCAAGGAACAUCCACAAACGCAUGGGUAAAGGCAAAAUGCACAAAAGGUCCAAGAUCAAGCCUUUUGUCAAGGUUCUUAACUACAACCAUUUGUUGCCCACCCGUUACUUGGUAGAUUUGACCAGUGACUUGAAAGUGACAACAAAAGACUUGAAAGACCCCAUGAAGCGCAAGAAGAUCAGGUUCCAAACCAGAGUUAAAUUCGAAGAAAGAUACAAGGAAGGCAAGAACAAGUGGUUCUUCUCUAAACUAAGAUUCUAAGCUUUAGAAUAAUCUUUUUUUGUUAUUUAACAUGUUCACAUAUAAGACCUAAUAAAGUGUGAAUUGGA